Messenger RNA from Cyclocybe aegerita, 1416 nucleotides. The record is from the annotation of a GenBank genome assembly. Lineage: Eukaryota; Fungi; Basidiomycota; Agaricomycetes; Agaricales; Hemipholiotaceae.
AUGUGCUACGGGCACCUACAUCAGCAGUGCUCCAUCGAGAUUGUAGACUAUUCUACGCUCCGGCUCCAGUAUAGCAUCCUCACUAAUGAGGAGUUCGUCUCCUCUAUGGACGUGCAGCGUGAUCCUUGGGUGACGGUCCGGUGGAUUAACAUAGGUGCAAUAAGUUGGGACGUGAUCAAAGCUGUGGCACUCAAAUACGACUUGCAUGCACAGGCACUGGAGGAUGUGCUGAAGGGCAAGCGCUGGACUCGUUCCACUGCACAUUACUACCCUGGCCACCUCUUCAUCCGCUCCCUCUGUCAUCAGUUGGAAGAUGACUACUAUUACGGCCACAUCCCUGAUCUGAAUCGCUCUGCGCCCAGUCCCGAGUACCUUGAUGGUCCGUCUGAAGAGCGCCUCGGGAACGAAAUAAUCGGUGGCAGUCGCGCCUAUGUAAGACGACGCAAGCGACCUCUUUUACCUACUAGUCGAAAGGAUAUCAGACAGCGGGACAUGAACAGCUCCGAAUCUCUUGAUUCAUCUUCACGAUAUUUGAAGGAAGAACGAAAUAUGAACUUGUCAAAACCCCUGUCACAAAAACAGGAAAGUGCUUUAUUUCAAGCCCUGAAAUAUGAUCGAUUCGUCGUUGUGAAUGUGACUCAGGAAACCGUGGAUGCCUCCCUUCUUGUUCAUGCCAUGCUUGACCGUGUUGUGGGCAAAGCACUUGAAGUGAUCGAUGACUAUUACGCUAGGAUCAAACAAUGCGAAAGGGAUAUCCUUUUCCAGUCUGACAUGAAGACAGUCAGGAAUCUCCACAUUCUCGCCGGUGAACUAGUCCUUCAUAAGAGAACUCUCGAGCCUAUCAAGACGCUUGUAGACGGGCUGUGCAAGCACGACGACAACCGCAUUGCCAUUCUGCUUCAUGGGUCGGACUACAUGGCUAAUGCAACAGAGGCGUCGACCACGGGUGGUGGCUUGAUUAGUCCAACGGCAAAGAUCUAUCUGGCCGAUGUACACGAUCACAUGGAUUACAUUCUGACAAGCUUGGAUAUGUUCGCGGGUAUUGCGGAGAACUUGAUUGAUUAUGCAUUCAAUGUCGCUGCAUACGAAGCAAAUGAAGUCAUGCGUCGACUCACCCUCGUUACCAUUAUUUUCCUGCCCCUGGGUGUCCUUACAGGCUAUUUCGGAAUGAACUUCAAGCACUUCUGGUCCGUGAAUAACAACAGCGAUCUCUUCUUUUGGAUCCUAGCGUUGCCGACCUUUGUUCUGACUAUCCUCGUUUCCUUAUUUUCUGACAUGAAGAAAGCAGUCAAAUACUUUCGAAGUGCCGCAAGGCGAGCAUUACUUGAGGUAUGUUACAUGUCAGUUUACAUCUUGGAGGACGAUGCUCAAUAUGUGCUCUCCAAGAAGGAUACGGACGGCAUUACUGAGACGUGA